AAAAAAACGAAAUACUUCAUCAGGUCGAUAUUCACAUCGUCUCCGUCGUGAUUACUUAAUUCUUGAUAAAUUCAUCACGAUUGGCCAAUUGAGUUGCUUUCAUCCUCACCUGUUAUCCCACACUGGUGUCCCGCCAUUAUUAUCCACUAAAAAAAUAAGCUCUUGACGUAUUCCAAAAUCAAUAUUUAAUUUAAAAGCUGAUUUCCGUUACGCCAGUUUGAACCAAUCUUGUAUUCUUUUUUCCUGAUUACCUAUGCUUAGAUUAUCAAUCAGAAUUAGUAAUAAAAAAAAAACCUCGUUAUCUUUAUCGUCGCGGUGGUAGCGGAGCAAAUGAACGGUUAUGUGAAAGAUUGUAAGCAAUCAUCUGUGAAAAAAAUCGUAUCGUCACUAUUGUGGUGUAAACGGGGCUUCUUCGAUUUCAAAUCGUUACAUAAACUGCACUAAGUUAACUAAGUGACUGGCAGACGGCGCUUGACCGCCGGCUGAGUUUGUUGUGUUUGUGUAAAAAGUAUUAUUAUUUAUUUAUCUAAUUUUACGAACAAAAAUAGUGUAACAUAAAGUUAAUAAGUCUAUAAAGUUUAACCUGUAACAGCGAUGGGCUGGAGUGUGCUACUAUCGGUGUUGUACGCGGUCCAGUUAGUCACCAGCCAGGAGUACUUGCUCCCUGGUGACAUUCGUCCUACUCAUUAUGACGUUAAAGUGGUGUAUGAUAUAGAUCCGACGACUAAUUUUAGUUUCUAUGGACUUGUUGAUAUAGCGAUAACUGCUGUGAAAUCCACUUCCAAAAUAGUACUACACGCUCAAGACUUAGUUAUAUCAAAUGGCGGCAUCAGAAUCAUUGGUCAGACUGAUGAGCUGCGAGUUACGGCGAGCAAGUUAAAUGACACAUACAACUUGUUCACAAUAGAGUUGGAUAGAGAACUACGAAGAAAUCAGAGUUACCUCUUGACCAUACCCUUCAGUGGUAAUUUGAAGCCUGGUUUGAAUGGUGUAUACAUAAGUUCCUAUGUUAGUAAGGAGACUAAAAUAAAAGAGUACCUCAUCGCGACCCAGUUCGAAGCCAUAUACGCCCGAAAAGGGUUCCCCUGUUUCGACGAGCCCAUGUAUAAGGCGACAUAUACUAUCACUAUCGGUCAUCACCGGGACUUCACGGCUGUCUCCAAUAUGCCUUUGGUUACUAGCAGUAAUGAAAAUGAACUAGAAUCAUACUGGAGGUGGGAGCAAAUUAGCAAGACAUUCAGCAAAUCGAAAUCCCUCUUCGUCUGGGAUAGCUUCGAGAAGUCAGUGCCAAUGUCCACGUACCUUGUAGCGUUUGUUGUCUCCAAGUUUUCUUACGUGGACAGUCCACCGAUGCUGUCUACCACGAAAUUCAGGAUCUGGGCGAGAAGUGAUGCUAUAAAUCAGGCGGCAUAUGCAGCUGAAGUGGGACCAAAGGUGUUGACAUAUUUCGAAAAAUGGUUCAAUGUUUCAUUCCCGCUCCCGAAGCAAGACAUGGUCGCCAUUCCUGAUUUCUCCGCGGGAGCUAUGGAGAACUGGGGUCUUAUCACUUACAGAGAGACAGCUCUGUUGUAUGAUAAGACGCAGUCCUCGUUCUUAAACAAAGAGAGAGUCGCUGAGGUUAUUGCACAUGAGUUAGCUCACCAGUGGUUUGGAAAUCUAGUCACUAUGAAAUGGUGGUCUGAUUUAUGGCUAAAUGAAGGUUUCGCAACUUUUAUGGCAUCCUUGGGUGUAGCUGAAGUGGAACCGACCUGGAGAGCUGAUAGAAACUAUGCCGUAGACAAUAUUCUAUCUGUGCUCACCUUGGAUUCUUUGGAAUCUUCUCAUCCUGUCUCGGUACCAAUUGAUGACCCUAAACGUAUAUCAGAGGUCUUUGAUGAGAUCUCGUAUCGCAAAGGAUCAACUCUGAUCCGUAUGAUGACUAUGUUCUUGGGUGAAGAAAUCUUUAAGAAAGCUCUUCACAAUUAUUUAGUUAAGUACUCGUAUCAAAAUGCAGAGCAAGAUGACCUCUGGCGUGAGCUGACUGCUGUAAGUCAAGAAUACGGCGGACUAGCCCGCAAUGUGUCCGUUAAGGAGGUGAUGGAUACGUGGACUACACAAACCGGAUAUCCUUUGCUGACAGUCUCCAGGGAUUAUAGCCAGAAUUCCCUCACUGUCACUCAGAAACGCUAUCUAGCUCUAAAUUCUCGAUCACCAACAACAUCGUCGUGGUGGGUGCCGCUCCGUGUACUAUGCGCAAGCGACGCGCAAGAUUCCAACGAGCCGAUAGAAUGGCUCGCCGCCAACGAGGGGGUUACAACCGAGCACAGGUUCGAGCAUGGCGCCGAUCCCGACGAAUGGGUACUGUUCAAUGCUGACAUGAUAGCUCCUUACCGAGUGAACUACGAUAAGGGAAAUUGGGAGCUCCUUAUCGCGGCGCUGAACAGCAAGCAUACAUCCGUCCCAGUAUUGGCUAGAGUGCAACUUCUGUCUGAUGCGUUUGCGCUUGCCUGGACCAACCAGCUGGAUUACAACAUUGCAUUGCAAUUGGCAAACUACCUUAAGCGGGAAUCUGAGUAUCUUCCCCUUUCGACCGGAUUAAAAGCCCUCGCUAAGAUUGAAAACGUCAUAAAACGCACACCGGAUUACGGCGCCUUCCAGAAGUUUGUGAGGAAAUUGAUCGGCGAGACCUAUUUUAAAGCCGGGGGCUUGGCUACUAAGAAAAUAAUCAAUGGAGAUGAUUUAAAUAGUGUCAAAUUACAGACGGCAACGAGCGCUUGGGCCUGUCGUAUGAAGGUUCCUGGUUGUGAAGAAAAUGCAAUAGAACUUUUCCGUAGCUGGAUGGAGACUGAUAACCCUGAUGAGAACAACCCUAUCCCGUUGGACCUGCGGCGCACGGUGUACUGCGUGGCGGUGUCCCGCGGCAGCGUGCUUCAGUGGCGGUUCGUGCUCGCGCGCAAGCAGCGCGCCAACGUGGCGGCCGCGCGCGAUGCGCUGCUGCACGCGCUCACCUGCACGCGCGAGGUGUGGAUCCUCACACAAUAUUUAGAGUGGGCUAUAACGGACGAGACGGAGGUGCGUCGUCAGGACGCGGCGGCAGUCAUCGUUUCAGUUACACACUCUACAGUCGGAUACUAUGUGGCUAGAGAGUUUAUAUACAAUCGUAUACAGGACAUUUACAAUGCAUUCAACAGCGAGGGACGUCGCUUAGGUGGCAUCAUCAAAGCGCUGUUAGAACAAUUUACAACCCAGAGGGAACUUGACGAGUUCUUGAAAUGGCGUGAGAAUAACAGCAAAUACCUAGAGGAUGCCAAACUGUCUGUGAACCAAGCGAUAGAGAAGGCGACAGUAAACAUUGCGUGGCUGAACAAGAAUAGAAGAUCUGUCGUUGAAAGACUACGGGAGUUAUCUAAGUAAUAAAAUUAAUAAUCUGGUAUCUGAAGGUACAGGGAACUAAAUGGACCUAAUCAUGACAAGGAAUUGUGCGUUAUAAAAUCCAUACUAAUAACGUGAUAAUAAAACGUAUUUUUAUGUGUUAGAGCAGUUAUUGUUUUUAGAUAUCAAAGAAAAUUAUAUCUGUUCUGUGUGUUUCACCUGGAUAUGUACAUAUUAUAAGUUACCUGGAUUAUUAACGCAUGCAACCGCAUUACUUUGUUAUUUCUCAUCAAAUAGACAGAACGUAAUUUUGCCUAAGCCCUUAAUUAGCAUUUUUAUGCUUAGGACAUUAUAUAUGUAUAUAUUUUUUACUAUUAAAAUAGCUGAAAAUUAAUUUAAGUAAAAAAAUAUACUAAAAUGAUGCCUUAUUUAUUAUGCAGGUUUUCUUUUCAGAUAACGUCCAUUUAGAUCUCGUAGUUACUUUGUAAUUUGCUUUUUGUUGUAUUAUUAAUAGCUGAAUUUUCCAUAGUAAAAGUAGAUAGUGCUUAAGUCAUAUUGCAAUAUCGAAUUUUGGUUUUCAAACUAACAAAUGAACUAAAUUGUCACGAUUAAAAUGUCUGCUUUUGUAGUAUUUUAACUACAUAGAAAAUAAAAAAUACGUUCAAAAUUAAAUUGUGUUUUGGCAAAUUAUUUUAUUAACCGACACGUUGACGCGAGUGUUUUUGUAACAAACAAAGAUAUCUUAACCAUUUGCUUAAUUUUAAAAUUUUACAUAUUUAUACUUACUUCAAAAAGAGUAGGUACUAGAAAUAUUCUCUUUAAUGCAGUAAGAAGAAGUAUUUUUAGUCCUUUAGUAUUUAUAAUUAUUUAGUUAAGUAGUAAGUAUAGUUUCAUAGAAUAUAAAUAAAAUUUGGCACAUGUUUUGCAAAAAUACACAAAUAUAUAGCUUUAUGCAUUUAUCAAUGAAAAGACAACAGGUUUGUCAAUUAUAAUAAAAGUAGAUAAAAUGUAAAUAAUUGUUUUUCUGACAACUUUGUAUUUUAGGCUUAUUAACAGGUAAGUAUAUUUUACUGCAAAUAAAUAUGCAACACAAAUAUAAUUGUUUAUAGCUUCAUUAAAAUAUCAAUUUAAUAAUUUGUCUAUAAAUUGUUUAGAUACCUUACAAAUCCACUACAAUUUAUAAAAAAUCAUAUUAUAAAUAUAUAACAGGGAAACAUAUAGACUUCUACUCAAUUAAAAUGUCAAAAUAUAUUUAAAAAGUUUAUUAUUUUAACCUUUAAUAUACAUAUAUAUGAUUAUGAUCUCUUAAUAUUUUUUAUUUGUUUUAAAUAUAUUAUAUAGCACAGGCGCAGAUAUUACUAUUGUACAUAACGUGAACUUUAAAUAUCUUAUGAGGAAAGACUCGUAUCUGGAACUUUAAUGUGUUUUGGGUAUGAAUUUCAGUUUAUAUGUUCACAUAAUAAACAAGAGCCAAGUUUUCGUUUUUGCCCACAAAUAUGAGUAAUUGAAUGUGGAAAACAUUCGGUAUAUUAUAUAUGGUAUUAGAUUGUUAGAUGUUUAAACCUAAUAAUAAGCCUAAAAUAAUUUAUAUUUACCCUGUGACUAUUAAGUAAUGUUUGUAUUGUAAAAUUCAUGUGGACCACUCUUGUAGGUAAAUAUUGUAAUUAGUUUAAAAAUAUUGACUUUUAAAAUUGACAUGUACUUAGAAAAUAAUGAAUACGUAGCUAGUAAUCACUAUUCUGUAUUUAAUAGCACACAACUUUAAAUAACUUCAGUAAUAGCUAAAUAAUAUGUUGAUCGCAAAUGUAGAGUAUUAGUCAUCUAAUCACAUCAACUAAUUCGUAUAAAUUUAAUAUGGCAGCUUCUUAAUUCAAUCUUUAAUAAAUAUACUAUAGUAGUA
Molecule: messenger RNA, 5251 nt
Organism: Galleria mellonella (greater wax moth)
Lineage: Eukaryota; Metazoa; Arthropoda; Insecta; Lepidoptera; Pyralidae
Product: aminopeptidase N-like
Exons: 18
Coding region: 595-3393 (932 amino acids)
Biological process (GO): proteolysis; peptide catabolic process
Cellular component (GO): cytoplasm
Molecular function (GO): peptide binding; metalloaminopeptidase activity; zinc ion binding
Source: RefSeq, a predicted model, not a curated record